AUGGCAACGGCAAUUCGAGAACAGACGGACCCCUAUCUGGACCGCGACACGAUUCUGAGACAGAUUCAAGACCGUGUUCUUUGGCUGUCGAUGCAGAUGGUCCACUACGCGAACAACGUGCGCCAUUCGCCGGACGGCAAGGUGGGCGGUCAUCAGGCAUCCAGCGCAUCGGUCGUCACGAUAAUGACCUCGCUGUACUUCGACUACAUGCGUGGCGGCGACAGGAUUUCCGUCAAGCCCCACGCGUCCCCAGUCUAUCACGCCAUACAGUAUCUGCUGGGAAAUCUCGAUGGGGAAUAUCUCAAGACUCUUCGGGGCUUCCACGGCUUGCAGGCAUACCCGAGUCAGACUAAAGACCCUGAUGCCGUGGAUUUUUCCACCGGCUCUGUGGGGCUGGGACCCGUAGCGCCCAACUUUGCAGCCCUUACUGAGGAGUAUCUGCGCUCACACCUCCACUUUUACAACCGCGCGCCGCGGCGAUACAUCAGCCUCGUGGGGGAUGCAGAGCUGGACGAAGGUUCAAUCUGGGAAGCCAUAGCAGAGCCGGAAAUGGCCGAUCUGGACAAUGUGCUGUGGGUCGUUGACCUCAACCGCCAAAGCCUCGACCGCAUAAUUCCUGGCAUCCGCGUGGGAAGCUGGCGAGAGAUGUUCGCAGCCAACGGAUGGAAUUUCCUGGAUGUCAAAUAUGGUAGGCGCCUGCAGAGCGCCUUCGCCGAGCCCAAUGGCGAAUUGCUGCGAAUGUGCAUAGACGAAAUGUCCAACGAAGCAUACCAGCGGCUAUUGCGUGUCGAUCCCUCUACGCUGCGCGAAUGGCUACCACGAUCCAGCAGGUAUCCACGAGACUUAGCGCGCUUCAUCAGCAGGUGGGAUGAUGACGAGUUUCACAGCCUAUUCAGUAACCUCGGGGGCCACGACUUCUCCAUGCUGCGAGACGCAUUCGCCCGCGCCGACGAGCUGCGAGGUCCAACUGUGGUGUUCGCCUACACAUUCAAGGGCUGGAUGCUGCCUUCCAUUGGUGACCCGCGCAACCAUUCCAACCUGCUGUCCACCACUCAGAUGGAUGAACUACGCGAGCGUGUAGGCCUAUCGAAGAGUCAGGUGUGGAGCGGCUUCGCGCCCGAUUCGGCGGCAGGCAGAAAAUGUCUCGACACGGCCGACCAUCUUCGCUCUUCCGAAUCGCGCCCGUUCUCAUCACUGGUUCACCGCCUUCCGACCGACCUCGACCAUGAAUACAGGGGAAGCAUUUCCACACUUCAGAUAUACGGGUUGGUUCUUACAGAUCUAUCGCGCAACCUGCCCGAGGUCGCUGACCGCAUCGUUACCGUCAGUCCUGAUGUGGCAAGCUCCACAGGACUUGGAGGCUGGAUAAACAGAGCAGGCGUGUGGAAGCGCACCGAGCCUGAGCUUCUACCAGAGGAAGAGGUCGCAAGCGCGCUCAGGUGGAACGAGUCGUCGCAGGGCCAGCAUAUCGAACUCGGUAUCUCUGAAAACAACCUGUUCAUGAUGCUAGGGCAGCUAGGGCAGUCAUUCGAGGCCAACGGCGAGCUGCUGUUCCCUAUCGGAUCGCUGUACGACCCAUUCGUCAGGCGAGGGCUUGACGCAUUCAUGUACAGCAUUUAUGCAGGCGCGAAGUUCAUCGUCGUGGGAACGCCGUCAGGCAUCACACUUGCACCGGAAGGCGGCGCGCACCAGUCCUUGAUUACACCGUCAAUCGGGAUUGAAAUGCCGGAGCUUGACUUCUACGAGCCCUGCUUCGGCAAGGAAGUCGAAUGGAUUAUGCUGAGCGCGCUCGAACAGGUUCGGCGGCGCAGGCGCUCAAGUUACUUGCGCUUAACCAGUAAGCGCGUUGACCAGUCGCUCUUGACCUUGCCGGAGGACGCCGGCGAGAGGGAGCAGCUACGACUUCAGGUGCUAAGUGGCGCUUACCGCCUCGUCAGCCGCGCAUCGGAAGCGCACUACCAACCGGGCGAGAAUGUGGUGAACAUCAUGGCCUGCGGCGCCAUGAUUCCUGAAGCAGUCGAGGCGAGCGAGGAAUUGCUGCGCGAAGGAGUAUUCGCAAACAUCAUCAACAUUACCGGGCCAGGGCCCCUGUACAGGCACUAUCAAGACACCGAGCGCAAAGCGCCUGUCGUGACCGUCGCCGACGGCCAUCCCCAUUCGCUCGCAUGGCUCGGCGGCGCGCUGGGCACAACUGUAACACCGCUCGGCGUGACCGAGUUCGGGCAGUCGGGCAGCAGGACGGAGCUUUAUAAGGAGUACGCUAUCGAUGUUGACAGCAUCAUCGCCGCAUGCUUCACCGCUCUAGACAUAUAG
Molecule: messenger RNA, 2313 nt
Organism: Geodia barretti
Lineage: Eukaryota; Metazoa; Porifera; Demospongiae; Tetractinellida; Geodiidae
Source: the annotation of a GenBank genome assembly